CUAUGUAUUUAUGUCUCCAAUGGUCACAUGAAAUCGACAUCGUCCACGAGUGACACGUCAGGUCGGAUGACACCAUCUUUUAAUCAAUUCACGUGAUUUCAAUUUGAAGUAACAAUAACAAACUGCCGGUUUUUUUUCUUUGUUAUUGUUGAUCCGUAGCCAAGGGAACCGUGCUGGCACACACUUGCUACCUACUGCUACUAAUAACACGAGUGAGCACGUGUGGGCACGUGUGUGGAGGUAUAUAUGCAGCAUAACGUUUCGCCAUGAGCAGGGGUGAUGGAGAACGCUUCGCUUUACGCCUGUGGGUUAUUGAAAUUUUUGUGUAUAUGCUUACAGCUAACUCCGUGGACAUGGAAAAGUGAUUAUCUACGGUAAAUUAAGUUUCUGUUGUGUGGAUAAUUGCUGAGUAUCGUGAUAGCGAUCCAUGUUCAGUUCUAAAUUGCUCUGUUUAACACGGGUUUGAUAUGCACUACAGUUUCAAAAGGAUCAUUGUAUAUUUCUCUCUGAAUGAAAAAAAAAAAAUUAUCCCCGGACACAAUUCUGGGAGUACCUAGUCGAGAUCAGGAGACAUUCAGAGGUGUGUAUACAUUUCAUAAUACGGUUUAAUGAUAAUUAAAAUUUCAUAUGCGAACUGUUUAGAAGAAAGGCAUACACGUGGGAAGUUAUUGUUUACAGACAAAGAUGUACUCGGAAGGAUAAACUUCACCCCAAAAACCACACACAUGCAGCCUGCGGUUUCCAAACUCUGACCUGUAAUCAUGGAAUAAAUAAUUUAGCCUCGAACGUACUACAAACACAACGAACUAUUUUAGGAAAUCACUCGGAAGAAAACGUGCCAUAAGUUCUGAAAUACAAAUCAUCUGAUUUUAUUUACCACUGUAUAGUUAAUAUACAGACCAAGGAAUACCUACAACUUGAGGAUAAAUUAAUGGGUUUCUGCGUCGGUUAAUAGUUUUGCCACGGCGUUUCAACAAAACAUCUGUUGACCUCUACAUCAGUCAACAACUGUACAUGAGUUGAAGGAUCGUUGUGAAUGUUUUCUGUUUAAAAUUCACAUGAAUUCCUGUUUGAAGGGAUGACUUUAUAAAUUUGUAGUUCACUGUUCGGGCGUGUUAUUUUUAACCGGAAGUAGUGUAUGUUGCGUGUGUCUUGGCAUUAGAUGUUGAACAGGAAAUGCUUAUUGCGUGUCUUAGAUCACAAAGAGAAGUAGAAAAUAAGACAAUGAUUGAUAUAUACUGCCCUGAAGUAAAACUAUUUCGCACACAGUAUAUACACGUGCUUUUCGUGCGUUGUGCGUGACAGAACCAUCAAAGGACGGGACAGAGGUAUAUUUACUGAUCACAGUAUUCGGAUAUAACUAUAUCAUUAUUACGAUGACUGUUUUGUGAGAGCUCCAUGACUCAAAAGUUUUAGUUCAUUUGGACAGAAGUUUGUGGAUGAGAUAGUCAUAUUAUCAAAAAAAUUGACGUUACACUCUUCACGAUCAACCUGCGGUACGUGAUUCAUAAAUCUAAGAAUGUAUAACUCGUGGAAGAGGGAUCUAUCUGACAAAGGGAUCGAACUCAUGUCCAGAGUUCGUGACGCGGUUCUGUCGAGGGGAUGCGGAGGUAUAAAACACCUGUCCGUUAUCUUUAGACAUAUGGAUAUCGACUUUUCUCAAAAACUGUCAAUGGAUGAGUUCAAGAUCGGGAUACAGAAAUUUGGACUCGACGAUCCACUGACCGAUGAAGAAAUGCAAAUAUUGUUUUGUUCGUUUGAUACGGACGACAAUCUUAUGGUUGAUUUUAAGGAAUUUCACGACAGACUGAGGCCUGCUCUGUCGCAAGGUAGAUAUGACGUCAUCAUGGAGACAUUUCAAAGUCUCGACAUCAACAACGAUGAUAAGUUGAAAUGUGAGGAUCUGAAAGUAAGAUUUUCCGAUAACGUCAAAUGUCAUCCCAAGUACCUAUCCGGUGAGUGGACAGAGGAGGAAACUCUGCGCAGCUUCCUGGAUACCAUUGACGACCAAAAUAACCCGGAUGGAGUGGUGACACGAGAAGAGUUCCUCGAUUACUACGCAGGCGUCAGUGCUCUGUACGAUGAUGAUGCGUACUUUGACCUCACAAUGAGGGCUUCGUAUGGUCUUCCGAAAAAAGGAUCAAACAACAAUAGAAAAUAGACAUCCAUUGUUUAUUUUAAUAUUGUUACCAUGACAAUUUCCAUUUGUGUACAAACAAUUUCAUUGAACAUGAAUUAUGAAUUAAGGUGUUAUGUCACACCUCUAUGCAUAUAUAUAUGGGAUGCUCGACAUAGAAGUGUGCAUAUAUCAUGACGAAAACAAAAAUAUACCCCGAUGUGUAUGAGAUGUAUAGUUUUAACGAAAAAUCAAGAGGAGUUCCGAAAAAUUCGGGUUAUUUGACCCCUGAUAUUUGGACGUAAUUCGCUUAAAACGUCUCGAACAAAUCACAUGUUUGGUUUAAGGAUACUUAAAUAGGACUUUAGAUAUACUAUUUAAUACGUGUUACCUACAAAGAAUGUAUAUUUAAAAGCUUGUUUAUCCGCCUAAAACAGCUGUUAGAACUGUGCACAUGUAAAAAUUUGAAAAGCUAACGAUGGAAGGACUGAAAAAUACCAGCCGUGUCAAAAAGUAUUUUGAUGAACUUUAUCACGUAAGAGGUUAUUAAAAUAUCAACGCAAAUAUAUUCCAUUAAAACGAGAGCAUGGCCAUAGCGAAGUUUAAAGACGCCAAAGAAAACUACACUAUUAUCGGAGUUACCAAUAUGGAUGCCAUAUGAGGAACAGAAGAUGCCGAAAAAUGAUUUGUAAAUAAAUAUUUCAUAAAAAAGUUAGGCCACCGCUUAAAGAUACUAUUGUGCCAUUGUAUAUUGCAAAAUAUAUGUGUAGUAGGUAAUUCUGAUCCGAAUAAUUUGUGAAACUUUUUUUUACUGAAGUUAGAAUUGAUGAACAUUAGUCUUUAAUUUUUAUAUUUAUUCCCUUGCAAUUUCUCCCAAAUGACGUUCUUCAACGAUAAUAUACAGUGCCACUUUUUGCAACGGAAUCAUUUUCAUGCAUUUUACAGGUUUAUGAAUCUAACCCGAAAAUCCGGAUUUACGAGAAUUUAAAGUUAUCUAUAUAUUGGCCAACAAUUGCAUUUUAAAUAUAUUAAUAUGAAUUUUAAGAAAAAAAUUCAUAUAAUACAAUUUUAUGAAAUCGAAUGAUAUGACCAUUUUUAUGUUGUUUUUUUUUUUUGUAUAAUAUGUCAUUUUUCAGAAGAAUGUGUAAAUCAUUUGUGGACUUGUGUGUUUGUAAAUUGUAGCUUUGAGUAAUAAGUGUAUGUGGAUGUUUUAAUUCAUAAUACACGAAACAGAUAAUUGUCAUAUUUUUCAUCUUUAAAUAAAGACUUAUUUCAAACGGCAA
Molecule: messenger RNA, 3399 nt
Organism: Pecten maximus
Lineage: Eukaryota; Metazoa; Mollusca; Bivalvia; Pectinida; Pectinidae
Product: calcyphosin-like protein
Exons: 2
Coding region: 1520-2161 (213 amino acids)
Molecular function (GO): calcium ion binding
Source: RefSeq, a predicted model, not a curated record